CGCCGAGACUGGCGGCGGCCUGCUCCAUCCGAAAAUGGCCGGGAAGCUCCGGUACAUGGAUUUCCUAGACGAGGAGCAGAGGAGAGCCAUAACCAUGAAGAGCUCCUCGAUAGCUCUGAAAUUCCGUGAUUGUUCAAUUAACCUAAUCGAUUCCCCAGGACGCAUGGACUUCUGCAGCGAGGUUUCCACCGCAGCUAGGUUGAGCGACGGCGCGUUGGUUUUGGUGGAUGCGGUGGAAGGUGUUCAUAUCCAGACUCAUGUUGUUCUCCGCCAAGCUUGGAUUGAGAAUCUAACUCCCUGCAUGGUGCUUAAUAAGCUGGAUAGGUUGAUUAGUGAGCUAGAGUUUGGUGAAGUGGGAGAUGAGAAUCUCGAGUUUGUGGAAGAUGAUGAGGAGGAUACGUUCCAGCCUCAGAAGGGCAAUGUGGCUUUCGUUUGUGCUUUAGAUGGAUGGAGAUUUCGUAGCCUGUGCACUUAAAGCAAAGAGUUGGAACGUCAUGUCCUCAGUUGAGGUCAAUCCUAAUUUACUAAUAAGGUGAGUGUAAAGGG
Linum trigynum is the source of this 546-nucleotide messenger RNA. The record is from the annotation of a GenBank genome assembly. NCBI's taxonomy places the organism in Eukaryota, Viridiplantae, Streptophyta, Magnoliopsida, Malpighiales, Linaceae.